CCUCCCUCCCAGGACAGGAGCGCCACACUUCGGCCAUGACCGACACCGUGUUCAGCAGCAGCUCUAGCCGCUGGGUGUGUCCCAGCGACCGACCCCUUCAAUCCAGGCUCCAAGCGGGCUGGUCGGUCCACCCCGGUGGUCAGCCCGACAGACAGAGGAAGCAGGAAGAGCUGACAGAUGAAGAGAAGGAAAUUAUCAACAGGGUGAUCGCCCGGGCUGAGAAAAUGGAAGAAAUGGAGCAGGAGCGGAUCGGGCGCCUGGUGGACCGUCUGGAGACCAUGAGAAAGAACGUGGCCGGGGACGGGGUGAACCGCUGCAUACUGUGCGGUGAACAGCUGGGGAUGCUGGGCUCUGCCUGCGUGGUGUGUGAGGACUGUAAGAAGAAUGUCUGCACCAAAUGUGGGGUGGAGACCUCCAACAACCGGCCACAUCCUGUGUGGCUCUGCAAAAUCUGCCUCGAGCAGAGGGAGGUGUGGAAACGUUCUGGAGCCUGGUUCUUCAAGGGCUUCCCCAAACAGGUCCUCCCACAGCCUAUGCCCAUUAGGAAGGCCCAGCAGCCUGUCAGCGAGCCCGCCGCCCCCGAGCAACCCACCCCGGAGCCCAAGCACAUCCCCCAGGCCCCGACUCAAGGUGACGCUGAAGACAGGAGGGGCCCAGGUCAGAAGCCAGGCCCUGAGCCAGCCUCUGCUUCUGCUCCUGGGCGAGGAAGCUACGGGCCUCCCGUGCGCAGGGCCUCUGAGGCGCGGAUGAGCUCAGCCGGCCGGGACCCAGAGAGCUGGGGCCACGGCCACGGCGGGGCGGCCGGCGACUCCAGCCGGAGCCCGGCAGGUCUGAGACGGGCCAACUCGGUCCAGGCCUCCCGCCCCGCCCCAGCCUCGAUGCAGGGCCCGGCGCCGCCUCAGCCCGCGCAGCCAGGGCCCCCAGCUGGCAGCAGACCAGGCCCUGGGCCCGCAGGACGCUUUCCUGACCAGAGACCAGACGCGGCUCCCAGCGACCCCGGCUACGCCGCCAUCCCGCCCUGGGAGGAGAGAGCCAGGGAGGAGCGGGCGGCCCACCCACCGGUUCCCUAUCCCCAAGUGUCCACUGCUGCCCCCCAGCCUGCCGCGACCCCCGCCCGCCAGCCCCCACCCCCAGCCCCCGAGGAGGACGGAGAAGAGGCCAACAGCUACGACUCGGAUGAAGCCACCACCCUGGGAGCCCUGGAGUUCAGCCUCCUCUACGACCUGGAGAACAGCUCCCUGCACUGCACCAUCAUAAAGGCCAAGGGACUGAAGCCCAUGGACUCCAACGGCUUGGCUGAUCCCUAUGUUAAGCUGCACCUCCUGCCGGGAGCCAGCAAGUCCAACAAGCUUCGGACAAAAACCCUGCGGAACACCCGGAACCCCGUCUGGAACGAGACUCUCGUCUAUCACGGCCUCACAGAUGAAGACAUGCAGCGGAAGACCCUCAGGAUCUCGGUCUGUGAUGAAGACAAAUUCGGCCAUAACGAGUUCAUCGGUGAGACCAGAUUCUCGCUCAAGAAGCUAAAGCCCAACCAAAGGAAAAACUUCAAUAUCUGUCUCGAGCGGGUAAUCCCGAUGAAGCGUGCCGGGACCACCGGCUCCGCCCGAGGCAUGGCCCUGUAUGAGGAGGAGCAGGUGGAGCGCAUUGGGGACAUAGAGGAACGCGGCAAGAUCCUGGUGUCCCUCAUGUACAGCACGCAGCAAGGGGGGCUCAUCGUGGGCAUCAUACGCUGCGUGCACCUGGCCGCCAUGGAUGCCAACGGCUACUCGGAUCCAUUCGUCAAGCUCUGGCUAAAACCAGACAUGGGGAAGAAGGCCAAACACAAGACUCAAAUUAAGAAGAAAACCUUGAAUCCUGAGUUUAAUGAGGAGUUCUUCUAUGACAUCAAACAUAGCGACCUGGCGAAGAAGUCACUGGACAUCUCGGUCUGGGACUAUGACAUCGGCAAGUCCAACGAUUACAUCGGAGGCUGCCAGCUGGGGAUCUCGGCCAAGGGAGAGCGCUUGAAACACUGGUACGAGUGUCUGAAGAACAAAGACAAGAAGAUUGAGCGCUGGCACCAGCUACAGAACGAGAACCACGUGUCCAGCGAUUAGGAUGGUGCCCGG
This is a messenger RNA of Miniopterus natalensis, 2111 nucleotides long. Lineage: Eukaryota; Metazoa; Chordata; Mammalia; Chiroptera; Miniopteridae. The record is from RefSeq and is a predicted model, not a curated record.